Spodoptera littoralis (African cotton leafworm) is the source of this 2074-nucleotide messenger RNA. NCBI's taxonomy places the organism in Eukaryota, Metazoa, Arthropoda, Insecta, Lepidoptera, Noctuidae. The record is from the annotation of a GenBank genome assembly.
GGUGGUGUCUCGCCAUGCAGCGCGCGGGUGGGAGAAGGGCCUGUGCGCCAUGAGCCACACUCCUAUAGGCGGCCACCCGCAAGGUUGGGAGCACAAGCUUGCUGACAGGUCGUCGCUGCCGCCGGCUUCUGGGGAGGAGAAGAACAAAUCUCAGUCCAAAUAUGUGUUCGCACAACCACAUCUGUCCAAGGUCAGUAUGGCGUGGCGCGAGCAGACGGAAGGGUCGUCGGGUAGCUCGGCGCGCUCGCCCGCCUCGCCGCCCUACAUGCGCUGGGCACGCAGUCUCCACGAGCUGCUCGAGGACGCGGAGGGCGUACGUUUGUUCCGCAAGUACGUCAGCGGCGCGGGCGGGCUGCACGUGGACCGCCUCAACUUCUACUUCGCAGUGCAGGGGCUGCGACAGGAACACGAGCCCGCCAAGAUACGGCAGGUCGUCUCCGCUAUUUACAAAUUCCUGCGCAAGUCUCAGCUAGCGAUGCCGGAAGAGCUGAAGCAGCACGUGAAGCAGAGCCUCAAGGAUGGCUCUAACAUCGAGAAGACUAUAUUCGAUAAUAUGGAGCAGGAGGUGACGCGUGCGAUAACGGAGACGACAUACCAGUCGUUCUUGCGGUCGGACGCGUACGUGUCGUACGUCAGCGCCGCCACGCAACCGCUGUCAUCGCCAGACGCCUCGCCGCCGCAUCCACCCAGAGAGGCGGCAGUAGGCGGGCUGGCGACGCUGCACGAGGGCCAGGAGCUGGGCGCGGGCGCGGCGCUGGGCGCGGGCGCGGGCACGGCGCCGGCCGCGCGACUCACGCACGACGCGCUGCUGGCCACGCAGUCGCGCCGGCUGCACUCCGACGUCGCACCACACCGCAAGCGCUCAGUGUACAGUGCGCACGUGUCGUACGCGGGCUACUGCCCCGCCUCGCGGCAGGACUCGGAGCGAGCCAGUCUCAGCAGCGGACGGACCGACUCCGACGCCAUCUCGCUCUCCGGCAGCAGUGUCGAUGGUAUGUCAGUGCGCAACGUACGUGAGCCGCGCGAGUCCCGGCACCGGCCGCGUCUGCACGGCCUCGACCGACACGCUGUCAUCAACAAGGAACAGGAUACUGCCAUGGUGAUCCCCCGUACGGCGCGAGUCCAGUCGGAACAGUUGCGCGUGUUGCCGCCGGCGGAGUUCGCGCCGCUACUCAUUGAGAAGUUGGAGCGCGUGCGGCGGGACCAGGAGGCCAAGGAGAGGCUCGAGAGGAGACUCGCUGAGGGUGAUGUAGAAGAAGCUUCGAGUCAAGUGUUACCACCGCAACUAGUAGCAGCCGCCAUCCGAGAGAAACUACAACUUGAUGACGACAACGAUCAAGAUAUCCUCGACCAGCACGUGUCCCGAGUAUGGUCGGAGCGCACCCCGGGCGCGUCCCCCCCCGGCGGGCGGCGGCCCCGCGCGCGGCCGCACCCCCCGCACCCCGCGCGCCGCGCCCCCUCCGCGCUGUCGGCCGACUCCGGCCACUACGACGCGCCGCCUGACUCACUGCAUCAUCCACACUCACUCACGCGCAGUUACUCCGGCAGGUCGUUCUCUAAGAAGACGGUGACGGAGCUGACGGACAGCGGAGUGUCAGUAGUGUCGGAGGGGGGCGUGGAGCCUCGCAUCCUGCUGUGGAUGGCGGAGGGCGAGCGCCUGGACCGCCUGGACCGCGGCGACCGCGGCGACCGCGAGCGUCUCGAGCGCCGCCAUCACUCGCGUGCCUCGUCUGCUGACCGCGACGACCUGCGCCGCAAGGACAAGCCGCCACGAGCCGCGCGCGGCAGUGGCAGCAAGUCGAGCAGUACGAGCGGCGGCGGCGCGGAGAGCCACACGGUGGUGGUGGUGACGUUCCUGGACGAGAACGUGCCCUACAGGUUCAAGGUGCCCGCCUCGCCGCUCACUCUCAAGACCUUCAAGGAUUACCUGCCUAGAAAGGGCAACUAUAGAUACUUCUUCAAAACUAAUUGCGCCGAUCUAGACACGGUGAUCCAAGAGGAAGUGAGCAGCGACUCGGACACUCUGCCCAUGUUUGAAGGUAAGGUCAUGGCGCGCGUCAAGAGCAUCGACUAG